Impatiens glandulifera is the source of this 1179-nucleotide messenger RNA. RefSeq names its product jasmonate-induced oxygenase 1-like. The record is from RefSeq and is a predicted model, not a curated record. NCBI's taxonomy places the organism in Eukaryota, Viridiplantae, Streptophyta, Magnoliopsida, Ericales, Balsaminaceae. Bases 18 to 1124 code for a protein of 368 amino acids. The transcript is spliced from 4 exons.
UUGAACUCACUCUCAAGAUGACUCUAAACUUGCAGACAUGGCCUGAGCCAAUCGUGAGAGUUCAAUCCUUAUCAGAGAGUGGCAUCUUCAAAAUCCCUGAAACUUACAUCAAACCCCCAUCUCAAAGGCCAUCUCUUAAUCAAUCUAAGCCCUCGAUCUCGCCGGAUUCAACUCAAAUCAACAUUCCAGUCAUCGAUAUCUCCGGAUUGUUCUCGGCUGAAGCCAGCCGCCAUGCAGACACUCUGGAUCUCAUCGGUUCAGCUUGUCGGGACUGGGGAUUCUUCCAAGCUGUUAACCAUGGCGUGCCGGUGGAGAUGCUUAGGCAUACUAGGGAGACUUGGCGUGAGUUUUUUCACCUGAGAAUGGAAGAAAAACAGGUAUAUGCUAAUUCUCCUGUGACUUAUGAGGGAUAUGGAAGCAGGCUUGGAAUUGAAAAAGGGGCCAAAUUGGAUUGGGGUGAUUAUUUUUUUCUUAAUUGUUUCCCUGAAAGUGUUAGGGACAUGGAAAAAUGGCCUCGAGAUCCUGUUUUCUGCAAUAGAAAGGAAUUGACUGCUGAAUAUAGUCAAGAAAUGGUUAAAUUAGGGGGGAGAUUAAUGAGGGCUUUGUCAUUAAUCCUUGGGUUAAGAGAAAACCAUUUGCAAGAUGCCUUUGGUGGAGAAGAUUUCACUGCUUGCUUAAGGGCUAAUUUUUAUCCAAAGUGUCCUCAACCAGACCUAACUCUCGGACUCUCCUCUCAUUCUGAUCCAGGCGGAAUGACUUUUCUUUAUCCCGAUGAAAAUGUCCCUGGCCUUCAAGUUCGUCAAGGUGAAAUGUGGGUCACCGUAGAAACUGUCCCAAACGCAAUUAUUGUCAACAUUGGGGAUCAGAUUCAGGUGCUAAGCAAUGGGAAAAUGAAGAGUGUGGAUCAUAGGGUGAUGGUGAAUUCGGAAAAGGAAAGGGUUUCUAUGGCUUACUUUUACAAUCCAAAGGGUGAUAUCUUUAUUGAACCGAUCAAGGAAUUUCUGGCUAAGGAGAAGCUGAAGCCUCUUUACCCAAGAAUGACAUAUAAUGAGUAUAGGCUAUUCAUUAGGAUGAAUGGACCUCGUGGAAAGUCUCAAGUUGAAUCACAUAAGUCACCCAAUUAAUCACUUUUCAAUAAUUAAUUAUCUAUGUUAUAUAUGUUAUUAUAUGUUUCCUAAU